AUGACUUCUCAAAGUGACAUUGAUUUCUCAAAAUUAUUCGCCAAAAUCGAUGAAUUGAAACCAAAUUUCAUUCAAAGAUUACAAAAAGCUGUGGAAAUCCCUUCAGUUUCUGGUGAUGAAUCUCUAAGACCACAAGUCUUCAAAACUGCUGAGUUCCUUAAGGAUGAAUUGACCAGACUAGGUGCCCAAGAUAUCCAAUUAUCCCCAUUGGGUAAACAACCACCACAAGUUGCUAAUCCAGACUUAGAAUUACCACCAAUUGUCCUUUCAAGAUUUGGUUCAGAUCCUGCUAAAAAGACAAUAUUGGUGUAUGGUCAUUAUGAUGUCCAACCUGCCUCUUUAGAAGAUGGGUGGAACACUGAUCCUUUCAAAUUGGUGGAAAAAAAUGAUGUCUUGUACGGUAGAGGUUCUUCAGAUGAUAAAGGUCCUGUUAUGGGUUGGUUAAACGUUAUUGAGGCUCAUAAUGCCCUUGGUUUAGAAUUACCUGUUAACUUAAUCACUUGUUUUGAAGGUAUGGAAGAAUCCGGUUCUUUAGGUUUAGAUGAAUUGAUUGCACGUGAAGCUAAAGGUUAUUUCAAAGGUGUUGACGCUGUCACCAUUAGUGAUAAUUAUUGGUUAGGUACUACAAAACCUGUCUUAACUUAUGGGUUAAGAGGGGUCAACUAUUAUCAAAUCUCUGUUAAUGGACCUUCUGCAGAUUUACAUUCUGGUUUAUUUGGUGGUAUUGUCGCUGAACCUUUGAAUGAUUUAGUUAAAUUAUUGGCAAACUUGGCUGAUCCACAGGGGAAAAUCUUGAUUAAAGGGAUCGAUGAACAAGUUGCUCCAUUAACUGAACAAGAGGAUAAAUUAUAUGAUGAUAUUGAAUUUGAUGUUCAAGUUCUUAAUGAUGCAACUGGUUCCAAAACCGCAUUAUAUAAUGAUAAAAAAUCCAUUUUACAACAUAGAUGGAGAUACCCAUCUUUAUCAAUCCAUGGUAUUGAAGGUGCCUUCAGUGAAGCCGGUGCUAAAACUGUGAUCCCGGCAAAAGUUAAAGGGAAAUUCUCCAUUAGAACAGUUCCAAAUAUUGAAUCUGCAAAAUUAACUGAAUUAGUUAUAAAACAUGUUGAACAAGAUUUCGCUAAAUUAAACUCUCCAAAUAAAGUUCAUGUGGAAUUAAUCCAUGAUGGUGAUUAUUGGUUAAGUGAUCCUUUCAAUGAAAAUUUCACAGCUGCAAGAAAAGCAACAAAGAAAGUUUGGAACAUUGAUCCAGAUUUAACAAGAGAAGGUGGUUCAAUCCCAAUCACUUUAACUUUUGAAAAAGAAUUGAAAACUAGUGUCUUGUUGUUACCUAUUGGUAGAGGUGAUGAUGGUGCUCAUUCAACUAAUGAAAAAUUGGAUGUUAGUAACUAUAUCGAGGGGGUUAAGACUCAAUCUGCUUAUUUACAUUACUAUGCUCAAGGUGAUAAAUAG
Messenger RNA from Hansenula anomala, 1449 nucleotides. RefSeq names its product metallodipeptidase (gene DUG1). The coding region runs from base 1 to 1449 and encodes 482 amino acids. Gene Ontology annotation, biological process: proteolysis. Lineage: Eukaryota; Fungi; Ascomycota; Saccharomycetes; Phaffomycetales; Wickerhamomycetaceae. The transcript has a single exon. Gene Ontology annotation, molecular function: metallodipeptidase activity. The record is from RefSeq and is a predicted model, not a curated record.